Amoebophrya sp. A120 is the source of this 4710-nucleotide messenger RNA. NCBI's taxonomy places the organism in Eukaryota, Dinophyceae, Syndiniales, Amoebophryaceae. The record is from the annotation of a GenBank genome assembly.
UGGUUUGUUGUCUCGAUGCUUUUCACAUAUUUAGACAUGAUGCUGAUGGCACUGCAUACCAACUCGCUCCUUGUCGUAGCUACAAUUUCACCUAGCGAGCAAAUCUUCCGAUGACCGACGCACCCGCGACCGCUCCGACGCGCGCUGCUCGCGGCGCGAAGCGGCCGCCUCCAGCAUUCGAACGAGCAGCCGAUGACGCGUUGAACAGCCGGUUCCUGGUGUUGCAAAAGAUCGGACCAACCUCCUUUCUGAUCCAGAGGGACACGGACACCUCGGUCGGAACAGAUGGUCGUGCAGAAGACGACGACUCAGACGCAGACGGGCAGGACGGUGGUACGAGUAGUUCUAUCGUGAUCCACGCUGACGAGGGGCGGGGGAUAGAUUUGCGGGAUGUUUCCUCGUCCUCCUCACGAGCUGACACGGGAGGCGUGCACGGAGGAACAGAUACAACAGGAGCAAGACGCAAAGCAUCAAGCUCCUCGAAUCAUAAAAAUACUUCGGCCCGUAACAUUCAGAAGUUCAAAGUGUGCCUAGGUGUGCCCUGUCACACCUGUACCUGCGGUACUACUGGUGCGGGGAAUCAUCUUGACCAAGCGAACGCGCCAGGAGGCGGGUCAACAGGGUCGGCAUCUUCAGGACCUUCGAGGAGUAAACCAACUUCGAUCACCACGACGCAGUGGUGCGUGCACAUUUGCUACGUGCUCCUGAAGGUGUUGGGAGUUGCAAGGGAUUUUCCCGUCGCGUUUCAAGACCGGAUCACCGAGGUGGAGCUGGACCAGUUGCUCAGCUACCGAGACAUGAUGCGCGAAGCGAAGUUUGUGCGCGAACAGAAGCAGAAGCGGCGCGAGGAGAUGAUGCAGCGAAUCCAGAACAGUCGGACUGGCGGUGGGGGUGCGGUAGCUGGAACCGACGCCGCACAUGGUGGUGGUACGGGUAGUUGUGGUAACAUCCGCCCGCCGCAAGAGGACGACCAGUGCCCGAUCUGCUUCGACGACUUGCUGGCGGAUGACGAGUUGACGUGCAAGCCCGUCGUGAACUGGGAGCGGAAUUUUGCGCUGACCUUCUGUACCGAGGGCUGCAAGCAGGCCGUGCACACGGCGUGCAUGUACAAGUGGUGCGAGCACCACAAGUCCGACGGCGCCACCACCUGCCCGUUGUGCCGCGUUCCCUGGUCCAAGGAACAGAUUUUGCAGCUCAAUAAACGCUACCAGCGCAGUCUCCGGCAGAAGAAGGCACAGCAUCCGGGGAUGCAGUGUGGCUUCUGUAAGAUGCGUCCAAUUCGUGGGCCACUGUACGGGUGUCUGAGUAGUGUUUCAUCUGGAUCGACUGCAAAACACGACUCGGCCACGGCUUCAUCUACCGUUGGCCGGGCGGGCUUGGGGAUAGUGUCCAACACGCGUAGUGCUGGAGGAGCUGCGACUUCACUACCAACCACUCUCGUGUACUGUGAAGAGUGUUUCUACAACCCGCUGGCCCGCGCAAGUAACUCGGGUAGGUUGUUUGUCAAGAAGGCAACGGCCGACCAGAAAAGCCUAGAACUGGUGCAGCAGUGCCUACCGUCCGCCAUUUCAGCUUCGCGGCCACAGCAGCAGCGACCGCAGCCAUCGGCGGUGCAUCAGCACUUUCUUCCCCGGGGCUUGGAGUUUCAGCCGUCGCAGCAGUCCUCGCUCAGCAUGCUGCAAGAGAUUGUGGCAGCCAACCCCGAAUUCCAGGGUGUCGACGAGCUGCCGCUUAGUGUGAUUCUCGCGCUCGGCCAUGACGUGGCUGAGCAGCGACGGAGCAUAUCUAUUGAGGACUCGUUCACGCUCCAGACUACGCAACUGCAACUUCAUCAGCAGGAGCGUCAGCAAGCAGUAGGCCAGUCCGCCACGAGUACUUCUGGCGCUUCAUCAUGGUCCCGUAUAGCUGCUGCAACGAGUAGCGCGACAGCGCCAGAAGAGUCGCAAGGUCAACAAGUGGUUGCUCAUAGCGAAGAGCGGGCUGCUCCAGGCUCGGGCUCACCCUCGAUCUUUGCCGCAAUUGUGACUGCGCUGGCGACCGAGCCACCCUGCGCUGGAUAUCAAAGAGAAAAAUCCCCCCUCCCCAUAUCGAACAGGUACGUUUCCGGAAAUUUGUGUUGCUGAUUUGAGGUCACAAAUCACAUUUGUCUUGCAAGAAGACAAGGGCAGAAGCUUCCGCCGCAUUAUGGAAGCGAUUUGUCAUGCUGUGAGGCCUAAAAGGGAGCCGCCUGCCAUGCUGCACAACUAGAACCAUACGCCCCCAGCUAGCCUGGGGAUCUGGCCGCAAUGCCUCUCUGCAGUACAAACCUGAUUUGUGUACUCAGAUACAGCAUCACAAAUUUCGUUUUCGAUAUGGGGAGGGGGGAUUUUUCCUUUUGAUACUGGAGUGCAGAUGCUUCAUCCAUCCGGAAUGGAAGUGCGAGGCGCGCGGCAACCAGAGUGCGUGUUUUGCGAAGAUACAACUACCGUUCCGCGUGUGCAGCUUCCAAGGUGCGGACACUGGUGCCACGGACCGCAGUGCGUGAACAGCUUCCAAUGUCCCAAGUGCGAUACUUUUUUGCUGCGCAGCCUGGAAGUUCUGUGUGAAGAUAAGAAGAAGGCAAAUACUAGCGAAGGCCAAGCAAAUGCGAUGAGUGGCGAUGCAGCUGCGGCAGCCGGGUUACUGGCAGUGCAGGGUCAGGGGCAAAAUUCAAACGUCGCUGCUGGAUCAAGCGAACAAGACGUAGCGCUCGCUGGCGCAGCGGUCGCGGGAGCUGCUCCGUUGCGGAUGAAUAGAAGUAACCACGGCAUACGCAUAGGGCGUCGGAAGCCCCGCCAAGCUGCGCCCCUCGAGGCAACAAGAGAUGGUACAGGACUAAGACCAGCAGACCAAAAUUCUGAUCUGGACUCGUGGUGCCUGCAGCCCGGUCUAGAGGAUGGCUUUGAGCUGACGGGUGAGAGACUGCAGAGCGAACGAAGCUUGAUUGAUGCGGAAACCCAUGAGGCAAGUGUUGUGUCAUCAUCCACCUCGCGUCGAACCGCAAAUACACAGAUGAUGAAAGGGCCUAAAACAGGAGGCCGACCGCGUGCGGGACUGCCGAGUAAAGCUUCGUUCGAGCUCAGCGCGGAGCCACUGUCAGACAGGGAUCCCAUCGACGCGUUUCUUCUCGAGAAUACGGCUCCGCACGUCAGGCGUACUGAAGAUUCGGAGAAACAGACACUGGAGGAAUCUGCCUUCGCUACCCCUGCCACAUCUGCCGGAUUGUUUUCGACGCGAGGGCCGGGUCGGCCGCGCGCGCGGUCCUCAGUCCUAGAACGGAAGAAAAUGGCUUCAUCGCCAGAAAAGCUGCUGCCUUCGCGAGAUGAGACACUGGCAGUUGCAAGAGGAGAGGCAACGUCUGUAGGAGAAGGGGCCGGGGCGCAGCACGUGGUUCAGGACAAUCUUGACUUUACUCUGAUGGCCACUACCAUCAACAAGAGAAAACCCGUGACGCCUGGGAGCGAGCUCGUCGAAAGUACCCUGAACGACAAACAGCCUUCUAGUUCAUCGGAGAAGCUGCAGUCGUCACGUCGGCUCCGUGCCAAGCCAUCGGUAGGAUCAUCCGCAGUGCCGACAUCAAAGGGCAAACGCAAGGUGAACGCGGCCACCGGUCGUUUGCUGUUGGGAUCUACCCUGCAAACUGCGCCUCGCAGCGGCGAGCAGGAAUUUCGAGAAGCUUACCCCGACUCCGCCGUCAUCACCCAGUCAGAUCUUCUGUCCCUGCAGGGAUUGGGGGGCGCAAGUCUCGCUGCAACACUCCCCGAUCAUAGAAGACGAUCCACUAGGCCACGGUCAUAGCAGAAACCAUUGCGGCUUUAGUCCUCAUCGAGUGCGUGAUAUGCAGUCGUUUGCCUACUUUUCGCUGGCCAAUGCAGUCUUCUUGUAGAAUCGCUGGAGAAAACAAAAUUAUUGGAUCGCAAAAAGCACGAUUGAUGACACGCCUAGAGUGCAAUGCAAAGUCUAGAUCUACCAUGGAUGCGAAAUUUUGUUCACCGUUUUGCUCUGCAAAGUCGUAUCACCUUUGCCAUGUAAGAUCCUGAAAUGACGGAAGAGUCGAAAGUUCAAAAAAUCAAUCGCGCGAGCAGUCCGACAACUAGAAUUCAUAAACCAUUGCCGCUAACCCAAGUUACUUUCACAGGACCCCUUUCCCAUUUUUUUGUUUCUACCCUUUGAAGUAGAGUAUAGAGGUAGCCCAGCCCCCCAAAUUUCGUCUUCAGAGAGACAACCUAGUAUUCGCCCUCUUUUUGCGACAUCCAAAUUUUUCACUUACGAAAGUUAGGUUUUUUACAUCGUACCUUCGGGAAGAACAGUAGAAGCCUAGAUCACUUAAGAUUCCAGUAUUCACUUCUUUCCUCACUGUGAUAGAGGUUUUUUCCAGGCGUCCCUAAGACCAUCGCAGGCGCAGCUUUUUUUGUCGGUGCCGUUCUUCAGCCGAGAAAGAAACAACGAUCCUGCUUGCCAGGAGCAGUUUCAAAAAGAAAAAAAAAGAAAGGAAAAGAAAUAGGAAGACAGGCCACGGUCGCACUAUACAAGACGUACUUAGUUCUGAGCGUGUUGUGUUGUAAAGCAAGCACCUCCUCUUCCCGACCCUCUCUGUUCCUCGUCGGAUCUCCGUAUUGGUUCGAAGACACAAGGUUUGACUGACCCAAAAACGGUUUAGGUUCCGCAUUCUUUCUUGUCGUGGCAAAGGUG